Molecule: messenger RNA, 1249 nt
Organism: Ochlerotatus camptorhynchus
Lineage: Eukaryota; Metazoa; Arthropoda; Insecta; Diptera; Culicidae
Product: putative nuclease HARBI1
Exons: 4
Coding region: 52-1131 (359 amino acids)
Source: RefSeq, a predicted model, not a curated record
CGUGGAUUUUUUUUCUAAUAGUUGUGAGUUUUCUGUUUUUUGGUUUUCACAAUGAGUAGUUAUGAGUUUUGGUUUAGUGAUGAGGAGGAUGAAAUCGAGGAUUUACAUUUUGAAACGGUGCGAGUUGAGCGUCGCAGAUUGAGGGAUUUGAGUAAUCCCUUGGAUAUGCCAUCAAAUUUAUUUUUAAAUUACUUUCGUGUAUCGAAAGAGCUUUUCCGAUAUUUAUUGAACAUUGUGGAUGGCAAAUUAGGAGGAACCAAAUCUUCAUAUGUGCAGCCGAUGUUAAAGCUCUCAGCUGCGUUGAGAUUCUUCGCUGAAGGGAGCUAUCAGAAAGGUGUUGGCAACGAUUUCUUUGCUGGAAUGGCACAACCCACACUAUCGAAGGCAUUAUCCGCUGUUAUCGAUGUGUUCGAAGCAGAAAUUUGUCCAGCAGCAAUAAAAUUCCCUGUUUCAGAAGUCGAAAAGCGUGAAAUCAAGCACAGCUUUUACGAAAAAACUGGAUUUCCCGGCGUAAUAGGUUGCGUGGAUGGUACGCAUGUCAGGAUUGUUAAGCCUGUUGGUGAUAUUCAGCACCUAUAUUACAACAGAAAAGGCUUUCAUAGUUUGAACGUUAUGCUUGUCUGCGAUCAUAAACAGAUGAUCCGUUACGUGGAUGCAAACAGUCCCGGUGCCAAUCACGACUCGUUUAUUUGGAAUAAUAAUCCAUUAGAUGUUGAGUUGAGUCAGCAAUACCAGAAUGGAGAAAGAAAUACUUGGCUUUUGGGAGAUGCAGGAUACCCUUUAAAACCUUAUUUGAUUACACCAUUCCGUAGUUCUGGCGAUGCAAGGCAGACUAAAUUCAACGAAAUUCACUCUAAAACAAGGAUGCUAAUUGAGAGAACUAUAGGAGUAAUGAAGAAUGUGUUUAGGUGCAUCUUAGGAGCUCGUCAGCUGCACUACAAACCAGAAAAAGCUGCAAAAAUUGUUAAUGUAUGCUGUGCUUUGCACAAUUUGAGAAAACAAUUUAAUCUUCCAGAUGAUAACUUUGACGAGUUGAUUGAUAUUCAUCAAAUUGAAGAUAAUGCACAUGAUAAUGAAAAUGAUGCAUCAGCAAACGAAAUAAGACAGCAAAUAAUGUACUCUAUCGCUUGAAUACUACAUGAAGGAAAUAUAAAUGUUGAAAAAUAGUUAGUAUAAAAGCCCACAUUUUUGGAAUCAUAAACAAGAAAGAAGACAAUAUGGACUUCAAAAAUACUCCAGGUUAAUUUAA